AGAGGCGGCAGUGGGGAGAAGUUGGCAAAGUUACCUGAUGCUGUGCAAUUUGGCCUGGAAACAGCAGGGGGCGCCGACGCGCUAUUGUCCGCGGAACGAGCAGCGCUUAUUAAACCUUCUAACAGCAGCAGGUGUGUUUCUGCCAGGUGCGCGGCCGCAAUGUUCGUAGCGCAUCUGCUGCUCAUGCUGCUUCUGCGGAGGGCUGCGCUGCUCGCGGCCGAGUUUUGCGGCUCGUCGCUCGGCGGAACGUGCGGCGUCAAGACCUCGGCGGCGGUGUUGCGGGAGCUGCGCGCAGACUUUGUGGUGACCUACGAGCAGCUGAAGGUCAUGCUGUCCAGCGGCAGCGUCCAGCUCUUUGACGUUCGCGGUCCAGACGAGUUCCAGGCGGGACGCAUCCCGGGUUCCGCUAACAUCCCGUUGGGGGACCUUGAAGAGGCUCUCAGAAUGAGCCCCCGAGACUUUGAGAAGCGCUUCGAGGUGGACGCUCCCCACAAUGAGGACGACAACAUUGUGUUCCAUUGCCAGACGGGGCGCCGGAGCACCACAGCCCUCCACGUCGCCCACGGCCUGGGCUUCGCCAGGGCGCGGCACUACGCAGGCGGGUACAGUGAGUGGGCUGAGCGAGAAGGGCAGCCAGGUGGACCGUUAACACCCCCCUCCACCCCAUAUCCCCCCCGUUAACUUCAGUGAUGCAACUGUUUCUGGCUGAAGUCGACGGAGUAAAGUUCACCGACCGCAACCAGCUGGAGAGAGAACUGAAGUGACAAGUUGCGUCUGUGAGCGGUGCUGAGCAAAACUGAUUUACUGUGUUUUACCGUUCUGAGAAUGCUGGUAUUUGUGCAGGACAGAGGCCACCGCCUGACACGUGUGAACAGAUGCCUUCCAGACCCAACGGAACCAGAGCACAAGUUGACUGCAAAUGAAGCAGUAAUUUUUAAUAAAGGGCCUAAUGAUUUGAUUGACCGUGUGUG
Messenger RNA from Scleropages formosus (Asian bonytongue), 971 nucleotides. Its product is annotated as thiosulfate:glutathione sulfurtransferase. Bases 160 to 681 code for a protein of 173 amino acids. NCBI's taxonomy places the organism in Eukaryota, Metazoa, Chordata, Actinopteri, Osteoglossiformes, Osteoglossidae. The transcript is spliced from 4 exons. The record is from RefSeq and is a predicted model, not a curated record.